GAAGCCAGUUGCUUCCUAGCGGUUGCGUCGAAUGGACACGCCGCGCGAUCGCCAAACCGUUGCCGAUCCAUCAGGUCUCGUGCCGCCCCAGUCGAUUAGCGUAAAUUUGCCAAGCUCUCGAGGUGACAGGCACCUUGUUCCACAGGGGUGCACAAGCCAGAGGUCAAAGCCACGGCGUUAGCCGAAGAUGCGCGAUGCCAUCUGCGUCGAUUCGCGGUGCAUCGGUAUCACUUGUGCAGUAGAGAGUUGAAUCACAACACUUGAUCGGAAUUAUCUAUAUCCACUGUUUGCGAAUAGAUGAGCUUUGAGGUUGAGAACGAAUGAAAUUGGAACGAUAAUAGGAGCGAGGUAAAAUCAGUGUUCCCGUAAGUGAAAGCCCCAGGGAGAAGAGGAAGAGGAGGAGAAUCGCCUUUAUUGUCAACCGGCAGAAGAAUCGUCAACUAUCAAGAGAUCCGGGAUAAUACCGGAGGCGGCGGAGCCCGAGGGGAGUGAGGAGGGCGGAAGGAGGCGGUUAACACCCCACCGGGUCACGAUGAUCCCUCGAAGACGACCUUCCGCGUGCGUCCUGCCCUUCUUCAAUCUACUUCUUCUCGUCUACGCAUCCGUAGCUAUUCCCACCGCUAAGGAGGAUUGCAAGCGAAAAGUGACUGAAUGCACGAUGAGCGAACGAGCUGGUGUCGCGGUAUGCGGUAGUGACGGUGUGACUUAUCCAGAUCAGUGUAAAUUCAUCUCGAAACAGUGCGAGGGCGCAUCUCUGCUCAUCAAACACUCAGGACCCUGCAGUCCAGAGACGCAGCCCUGCUUCGCAGCGCGGAUUUCAACGCGGCCCGGGGCUCGGCCGCAGUGUCGUCCCGACGGAACUUAUUCCCCGGUCCAGUGUCACGGAGAAACCGGCUAUUGCUGGUGCGUCACCGCCCAAGGUCGGCCGAUUCCAGACACCUCCGUGAAGUACGAUCGUCCCCGCUGUCCGAGGGCCGGAUCGGCGUCGACCCGUUCGGCGCAGAGUCGACGCUCUCCGGCCGCCUCGAAGACGCACAGGCAGUUCAACAACAGGCAUCGGAACACCUGCGACAGAUCGGAGAAAGUCAAGUUCAACAAUAACCUAAUCGACAAUUUCAAAAUCGAGUAUAGGAGGACGAACAUUUCGGCGGAGGGUGAUAAAAACGUGGAGCGAGUAUUGUCCUGGAAGUUUAUGACGCUCGAUAAGAACGCCGACGGUUUUUUGGACCGGGACGAGUAUCGGGAAUUGCGACGGCUCGCGAGGAAAGCGGUUCGACCGAAAAAAUGUGCCAGGACCUUUGCAAGGACUUGCGAUUUGAACGGGGACGUGAAGCUCUCUCGGCAGGAAUGGAGCGCCUGCUUGGCUCUCGACUUUACAAUACGUUUGUUCUUGUCGCUGAACCCAGGCGCAGAUGAGCGCGCUGAGGUCCCUGAGGCCCAGAGGACUCGCGCUACUGAUCAAGCUUUAAUAGGCAAUCCAGGGACAAAUCGACCCAUAUUGACUGACGAAACUGUCGAUCCCACGGAGGAAACGGAAGCGAACGACUGCAUCUCGGAUAGAAAUUCGGUGCUGGAAGAUCAGAAGCAAAUCGCAGAAUCGAAGUUCUACGUUCCACAGUGUACGCCCGACGGACGAUACAGUAAAGUGCAAUGUUACUCUGGUUACUGCUGGUGCGUAUAUCAAGACACGGGUAAACCGAUUCCUGGCACGUCGGUUAAAGAUGCAAGUCCGAACUGCAAUCCGGUGCCUGAACCGAACAGGCCAAUGAAAGGAUGCCCUGAAUUGAAGAAGCAAGCAUUUCUUCGAGAUUUGAUGGACUUAAUGCAGAAGAAAAUGAAAGCUUCAAGCACCGAGUCGGAUGAGACGACUCUGAAGUGGCAGACGUCGAACGAAGAGCGUGUCGCGACUUGGCACUUCGUUAUGCUCGACAGAAACAAGAAUAAGGUAUUGGAGAGAAAAGAGUGGAAAAGCUUUCGUACAAUGGUGGCGAACAACAAGCAAUUACGAAGAUGUGGCAAGAAGCUACCAAGGUACUGCGACGUGAAUAACGACAGAAAAAUCAGCAUGACGGAGUGGUUGAACUGUCUUAAUGCCCAACGAGUUAUGCCAGCAGAUAGUCCGGCGAAUACGCAUACGGAAAGACCGAUGAGGAAGGGUCCGAAUCCGCUCGACAAGAUCUUGAUCGCCGAUUAAGAGGGAAGAGCUUGUGAUAUAGAAUGUUGAACAUCUCGUCACGCGUCGCUUUAAAGAAAUGUCCAGUUUAGAUUUUGAUUUUUGUUUCUUGUAUUUUUUUUUUCCUUUUUCUUUCAAACCUCAUGUUUUUUGAUUGUGUGAUUGCAUAUCAUAAUAUAUCAUUGUAUGGUAUGCGGGAUUAAUAACCCGUACACCGAUAAACAUUGUACACUUCGCAGUGAAAUUAUUUUUAUAUAUAUAUAUAUAUGAAGAUCUAUACGCAUAUACAUAUAUCCAGUGAUGCAUAAUGAGUUUAGCUUAUAAUACGUGUAUUAAACAUACAGGUAUAUACAGAUGUGUGUGUGGUUUAUUCUCAUAGUUAUACAUUAUAUUAUAUAUUGUAAUAUUUAUCGGUAACUGAAACGAGAUGGAGAAUUUUUUUUUCCUCAUUGUCAUCAAUUUUUCUUCUUCAAUUUUUUAUCGAAACACGAAGCAUGAAGAAUAUAAUAGUAAUACGGUAUAUGAGUAUUAAAGAGUGUAAAGAGAAAAAAAAGAAAAAAAGAAAAAAAGAGAUAGGGAGAGAGAGAGAGAGAGAGAGUCAGCUAAAAUGUACAUAUUAAUAUGUAGGAUUCAUACUUACCCAUAUUUGCAACUACAUUUAUAAGUAUUGUCCAACACUAGACGACCUAUAAUUGCAAGCUAUCUUUAAUAUGUAACAGGGACAAUGGAAUAUUAUAUGCAGAUUGAAACGACCGUUACGUUAUUAUGUAUCGAGUUCGGUUAUCUGAGUAAACAAUUGAUCAAUUAAUAACAGCACGAUUAGAGCGAGGCUGUUCUAUUAACGACCAGACGUAGUUCCUUGCGUAGUGCCAAUCACGAGAAUACAGUUAUAGCCAAUCUGUACUAACACAAAGUCACACGGCUUGCGCGAAAUAGAUCGUACAGAAAGUGAUAUCUUAAAUCUAUAUAAUCUUGGAUACAAUUACGUACCGCGCGAUCCUAUUCGGUAAAUAAGGGUACAUUAUUCCGUUAUUCCGAGAUAGGAUUUAAUGAAACGAAUCGUUUUUGUAGUAUCUUUUGAUCUAUAUUCAAACGAUGAACCAAUUACCUCCCAGCGCCACACAGCUUAGCCAUGUCGAUUGAUUAGAUCUAAUGUUCGUACUUUAUCUUUCUCAAUUGUACUACCCUUGCAUUGCAUUUCAAAACUAUAAUACUAUACAAGUCAUUCAACAUCUCUAAUAACAUGUGUAUUUUUAGUAAUAUAUAUUCUUAUGAUGUUGAAAAUAG
Neodiprion virginianus is the source of this 3460-nucleotide messenger RNA. It is a transcript of the gene magu, whose product is annotated as SPARC-related modular calcium-binding protein 2. The coding region runs from base 533 to 2194 and encodes 553 amino acids. NCBI's taxonomy places the organism in Eukaryota, Metazoa, Arthropoda, Insecta, Hymenoptera, Diprionidae. Gene Ontology annotation, biological process: extracellular matrix organization. Gene Ontology annotation, molecular function: calcium ion binding; protein binding; extracellular matrix binding. Gene Ontology annotation, cellular component: basement membrane. The record is from RefSeq and is a predicted model, not a curated record. The transcript has 10 exons.